This is a messenger RNA of Jatropha curcas, 731 nucleotides long. Its product is annotated as Transmembrane proteins 14C. The record is from RefSeq and is a predicted model, not a curated record. Gene Ontology annotation, biological process: fatty acid transport. NCBI's taxonomy places the organism in Eukaryota, Viridiplantae, Streptophyta, Magnoliopsida, Malpighiales, Euphorbiaceae. Gene Ontology annotation, cellular component: chloroplast inner membrane. Gene Ontology annotation, molecular function: fatty acid transmembrane transporter activity.
CAUCCGGUAAUAGCGACUCGUAAUAUCGCGACUCGCGAGGAUGGUGUGUUCCUUGUUGCUGAUUCCUGCAACAAAUUUUCCGGUUGGCAUAGCGAGUAAUUAUGGUGCAGGCCGAAGGAAAGUCAUAACUUCUUUUAGCAGUUCUUCUUAUUUCUCUGUUGCUAUCUUAAAGAACGGAAGCAGAUCCAGUUCUGCUUUCAGUUCUAAAUCCACAGUAAGCUUUUGUUGCAAAUGUCAGGCAGUAGAUUUCGCCCCAGUAACCUCCGCUGCGUAUGGAGUCCUGCUCCUCUCUGGCGGUAUCUUUGCCUUCAACAAGUCUAGAAGCAAGGGGUCACUGUUUGGAGGAUUGACAGGGGCUGCACUCAUGGCUACGGCUUACAUUUUGAUGCAAGGACAGGAGACAAAAGCUGUUGGUGAUGCCCUUGCCUUUGGAUCUGCUUUCCUUUUCUCGUGUGUGUUUGGUAUACGAUUGGCAGCUACUCGGAAAUUGACUCCUGCUGGCCCUUUAUUAGCUUUAUCUAUCUGUUCUUUGGCUGUGUUCGUCUCAUCAUACUUCAAAGAUAGUCUUUGAUUGUAGAGCUUGCUAACUAAUUGAUGAUAUUGUUUGAUAAUAGUUAUGUUUUGUGAGUUAAUAUGUUGUACUGACCUCUUCUAAAAAUCAUCUGACUGUGUACUCCAAAUGAUCUAUACCGAUUCAUUAAUAGAUCUCUCUACUGAAGUUUUGAUAGCAA